GUAACGGAUAGUUUCCUUCAAAAGCUAUACCCUCUCCUUGGAAAAAAAACAAUUUCUUCACUCCCUCUUUCUUCAGCAAUCAAUUCAUAUUCAAGAAACGCCCUAAUUUCUCUGUCUCUCUGCUCCUUAGAUUUCAGCACUUGAUAACAGUGCAAAUUCUCGACGCCAUUUGAUCAGUUACUUUUUUUUUUUUACUUCUACAAGCAUAAUAAAGAUUCUAUUUCCAUUAACUUAAUUUUUCUGGAGAAUGGAUUUGGGUUGUUUUGAUAUGGGUUGCAUUGAAAAGAAGCCGAUGAAUCACACCGUUUCUAGUUCGGAGAACAGUCCCUCCGCUUCUGCAACGGCUACUUCCAAACUCGGAAAGACUAAGGCAACGAAAGAAGGUGGCCAAUCAAAUUUAGUUUCUUUAAACAAAUCUGCAUCACAAAUUAGAAAGCCCCCUCAUCGCAAAACUUCGCCUAUAAAUUGGUUCCCUCGCAAGAAAGUGGAUUCCUAUUUAAAGAGAAAAAUAAAAAUGCUCCAGGAAGUGGACGGAAUGAACUUAACACUUGAUGAGACUUUGGGGGAUGCUAAUCCCCACUAUUGUAGAGUUUUGAGGGAAAAAAUUGCAGUAAGAGAAGCUGCUCAAAGAGCUGUGGAAGCUCGGAAGGCUGCACUUGUUGAAGCAUCAUGGUGCCGAAUACUUCAGGCAGCAAGGAUUGAUUGUAAAGAAGCAGAACAAGUGCUGAUAAAGGCAGAAAAAUUUUCUGCAGAAGCUUUUGAAGCUGCAACAGCUAUUGGAGUGAUCUUGUAUGACAUUCCUGAUUGCUCACAGAAGCAUUACAAAAUAGAAAAGUCACCUGCAAAAGGAGGAGGACCCACGACUCAUACAGUUAGAACAUCUUUUGAAACUGCAUUUGAGGUGGAUAAACAAGUAGCAACUGCACUUAAGGUUGCCCUUCUUAAGCUUGCUAAUUGCCCUUCCAUGAACAAAGAUGAAGUCAAGGAACUGCUUCUCAGAAUAUGUCAGAACCCUGAAACAGACGAUAAUCAUCAAGAACUGUCCGAGUUCUCUUCAGAAUGUGAAUCAGAUACGGGUUCUGAAUUUGAGAGCCUUUGUUCUGAGGUCACAGAUUCAGAGACAAAAUCUGUGCAAAGGAAAUAUCAAAAGAGGCAAGCAUGUGAAAAGUUUAAUAUGCCAAAUCUUGUGGAAAUGAUGCUGGAAAGACUUAGAUGUUUGCAAGAAGAUGAACUUGCAUCUCUUGCCACUAUAGUUGCAACGUGUGGGUUGAAUGCUGCUCUAGCUGAAGCAGAAAACAGCAAACCGCAUGUUUCAGGGUCCGCUGCUGAUGACAAAUCAGAAUUAUCCGUUGGAGAAGGAGCAGUUGAGGGAUAUAAUUUGGAUGGGAAGACAAGCAGGACAAAUGAGGAACUUCCGAGUCUGGAUAAGUUUCUGGUGAAGCGGUUAACAAGACUUGAAAGGGAGGUGUUAGAAGCCAAAAAUGCCAGGAGGGAAGCUGGGGAAAAAAGUGAACAAACGCGAGAUAAAUCUGGCGAUAAAGUGGUUCAUUCAGAAUGCCAUACAGAUUCAGGCCAUGAUCUAGCAAGUAUUCUCAAGAAGCCUUCUUCAAAAUUUGAGAAGGAAAUUGAAGAGGCCAAGAACAACUCCAAAAUGUUGUUAAAAAGCAAAUGUAAAGCAUCAUAUAGCAAUGUGCAUUCAUCUGAGGUUCCUGACCUUGGCGGUGUGCUGGUUAAGAAUUCCUCGAAGCUUGAGAAAGAGAUUGAAGAGGCUAAGAGGAAGACUGGUGAAAUCGAGGGCAAGAAUUCGAACAGAUUGGGUACUGCGGCAAUUGGUCGGAAGAAGGAACAUGAAAUGGAAGUUCCUAGACUAGAAGAUUAUCUGGUGAAACAUAUGACAAGACUUGAAAAGGAAGUUCAAGAAGCAAAAAAUGGGAAAAACACUGCAGACCCGAUUGCCAAUGCGUCUGAAACUACCUCAUUGGUAGGAAAAGAAAAUGUUGACCAGAAUGUACAUCAUGAUACAAAUGUGGACGAAAAUCCUUGUUGUGGAGAACAACCAACAAAGCCAGCAGGCGCAUUGUCAAUCGAGGAUGAAAACAAAGAAGCAGCGGAUAGUCUGGACAAGAUCCUAGUAAAGCCAGUUCAUCGUUUGCAAAGGCUUAAAAUGCAAGACUCAUCAACAAGAAGUGACUACGUUGCACAGAGGCGUCAAAGAAAGAUUGAAGCUAAUGGUGCAACAGAUUGCGAAAGUUUGGAUAAGAUUUUAGUGAAGCACGUUUCGAAGCUUGAAAAAGAGAAAAUGUCUCUUCGUGCAAAGGAAGACAAUUGGAUGAAUGUAAAGAAGAGGGACACGAUUGGUAAACAAAUGGAGAACAGUGAAGGCAGUUUGGAUCAAAUUCUGGUGAAACACAAGUCCAGACUUGAGAGAGAAAAGACAGCUGCUGUUAAGCAGGAGGAUGAUGAUCAGAUAAGACAUUCAGUUACUCGGAAAGAGAUGAGGGAGAGAGAGUUGCAAGAAGCUUGGGGAGGCUUAAGUCUUGGGAACUCUAUGCGUCCUCAUAUAUCUAGACUUCAGCGGGACAAGGCUGCCUGGCAAAAGGCUGAAGAAGAGGAGAGGAUGAGAACCGUGGAGGAAGUGUGAAAUUCUGAGCAAUUUCAUUUUCUUGGAAUUUUGCUUGUGCUACAGAUUAAAGAAUGAUGAUCAUCCAGGCUAUGUGAUAUCUUUUAGAUUAGGAAUUUCGUAAAUUCUUUGUUUUUCUUCUCCCAUGCUUUCCAUUAGUUUCGUAAAUUCUCGUUUAGUGGUCUCGUGCUAGAUGGAAUUUUUUUGUUCUUUUUUGAGGUCAAUACAGUUAGAAUGCUACUUUGUUUCGCUUCAGAAUGUGUAACUGAAGGUUACAAUUUGAAGAAGAGUGCAGCAAAUCUGUACAGAACUGUGCUUUUGCCCAAAUUCCUUUUCUGUUUUGUUUAUGAAUGAGCUAUUUGACGUGUAUCUUGCACCACCUUUUUGUAACACUUGUUCACUUUA
This is a messenger RNA of Nicotiana attenuata, 3025 nucleotides long. RefSeq lists its product as uncharacterized. The record is from RefSeq and is a predicted model, not a curated record. NCBI's taxonomy places the organism in Eukaryota, Viridiplantae, Streptophyta, Magnoliopsida, Solanales, Solanaceae. The transcript is spliced from 5 exons. The coding region runs from base 248 to 2641 and encodes 797 amino acids.